AUGUUAGGUGAACUAGAAUAUCAAGAGUUUUUACCAGAAGAUGAUUUACUACAAUGUGAAGAAAAUAAAAAAUCAAAAAAUUUGGGUGGUAGGCCCAAGUCACUUGUAUGGGGAACUUACGCUAAACAGGGUGCAGCUUUAAAAAAAGAGGCCAAAAUUUGUAAUAUAAGCGGAGGUGGGUUAAAAAGAUGGGUUAAUACCCAAUGGCACACCAUGUUUGAUUGUGUUGAUUCUAUUAGGCGUCAUAAAGAAGUUUUGGAGAAGUUACAAACAGAUUAUGAAAACCUUCUUCCACAAGCAAUUUUAACAAUAUUACGAUCUCAAGCAAGGAUAUUUGACAAGGAGGAUGAUUUGAUAAUUAGCAAAGAGUUAAAUUUGGACGCAAAUGCAUUUAUAAAAGAUUUAGACGAAAUCAUUGAAGAUAGUGACAAUAUAGGUAUGGAGGAGGAAAAUAUUCAAGAUAUAGUUAUAUCAGAAAAUGAAAGUAGUAUAGAAUGGGACCCUGAUACAGAAGCUGAUAAAAUAAUUGAUGAUAUGUAA
Molecule: messenger RNA, 540 nt
Organism: Rhizophagus irregularis DAOM 181602=DAOM 197198
Lineage: Eukaryota; Fungi; Glomeromycota; Glomeromycetes; Glomerales; Glomeraceae
Source: RefSeq, a predicted model, not a curated record